AUGACUACACCUUUAGAAAUCGAGACCAAUGAUUCAUCUGAACCUGGAGUUACAACCACCGGAACAACGAUGUCUCAGCCUGCUGGGUCAUCAAAUAUACAGUACGCAAAGCAAACAGACAAAACUGAAGUGCCCAUUGAUUUUUCCACAUCCGAGUCUGAAAUUGAGGAGUCAACUGGAACAACAUCGAAAAUGUUGACGAAAUCUGUUAGUGUUGGCACUGAAGAUCAUAGAACAGCAGUUAUAUCUACACCUGUAAACGACUUGACGCAUUCUCUAGAAAUCAAGACCAGUGAUGAAAUUGAAAUGGCAGUUACCACUACUCUAAUGCCAAUCUCCCAGCCUGUUGAACAAUCCUCAGAACAAAUAUAUGACACUAAAAGACCCAUGUAUUCCACAAAGUCAAAGACAGACAUUACUCGAUCAGAAACUUUGACUAAGGCAACUUCAAGUCUGAUGCCUGUAACAACACCUGGUGUGCUAUCUGAUUCUGGUUAUCAGUCUGUAAGUGGAUAUACAUCUUAUAGAACAAAAGUGACCCCUACUCAACUCUCUGUCAAAAUAAGUGACAUGGUGACUGCUGAAUUCCCAAAACUGCAAACAAAUACAGAUGAAGACAACAAAAUGACACAUGGUACCGACAUAACACUGAAUGGCCUAACCGCCUCAGUUGUUGAAACAAUGGGUGAGUUUAGUGAAAGCGUAUCAUCGGCGCCUCAGCUGGAUGACCAAAGCAUAUCUCAGGAAUCUUCAACAUCUGAUUCGAUUGUUGAGUUUGAUGACGACGAUGGAUAUUCUUCUAUUGCUAGGUCAACACAGUUUCCAAGCCAUCAAACCGAAAUGACAUCAUCUACCAGCGACAACGAAAUUACAUUUUCUGGUCAUGUUGAAAUAGAAUCUGAAGAUGAUGCCAGAAAUACAUCAGAUAAUUUUAUCUCUAAAAGCAGGAUCAUUACCCGUGCUGGUAAAACCAACGGAUCUGCUUCAUCUUCCAGCAACAAAAGUACCUUAAAAGAGGUACUUACCACCUUACCUGUUCAGUCUUCAAGUGUAGUCAGUGAUGUGACACUGGAAGCAGGAAGUGGGAGGCAGAUUUCAUCCCCGUAUAACGAACACAGUAUCCAAAAGACUGUGGAUCCAAAUGUUGAUCUACCAAGAACAGGAGACACGACCACCAUUGAUGCUUUUGGAGUUUCGGACAAAGAACUAUCGACACUGAAUGAUGAUGAGACAACUAGUGACAUAGGUAGGACAUUUCACACUCGUUCUGCUGGCCCUAGUGUCCUAACGACCUCAACAACCGAAACACAACCUACACCCCUCAGAGACGUGAUGACAACUGCCGCUACGUCCAUAGAUACAGGCAAUAGUACUGAUACUAGAAUAUCAGAAACAUCAGUAACGAAUGCAGAUAGAGCUUCAACAGAGAAGGAAAGCACUGCUACAGAAAUACCCACGUCGGCUUCUUCCUCCAGUGAUUCCGCAAGCAGUGUAGACAGCACACAAAGGUCACCCACGUUUGUGCAGUCUGACAUGUCUGUCAGUUGGACUCCAUCAAAACAGUCUGAUAAGACGCAAGCCAGUUCACCCCCUAGGUCUUCUAGCGCAGAUGUCACCCCAGAUAGCCUGCAAACACACCCGUCAUUAGAUACGUCAGAUGUAACUGAAGAUCCCUUUACAACUCCUAGUGACCAGCUUGAUGGUGGAGUUACAACCAACGAACCUCACGCAAAAAUGACAACUGGGGCAAAGACGGAAUUCUUGACAUCAAAUGCAACAGAGAUCAGUGAUAUCGUUUCCGCUGUGGCUGUGACAACACCAGGUGAUACGACAGAGAGUAUCAGUGAUACAACCACGACGGUAGUUACAACACUACCAGUAGAUUACACACAUGUCAUGGAUACCAGUGAUGUUACGUCCGUAACAUCAGCUACAUCAUCAUUAGUAGUUGAAACAAAUGCCACAGAUACCAGUGAUGUAACGUAUAUGACAUCAGCUACAACAGCACCAAUAAAUGAAACGAAUGUCAUGGAUAUCAGUGAUACUACACCCGUGGCAUCAGCUACGACAUCGCCAGUAGAUGAAACAAAUGCCACAGAUACCAGUGAUGCUGCAUCCGGAAUAUCAGCUACAACAUCGCCAGUAGAUGAAACAAAUGCCACAGAUACCAGUGAUGCUGCGUCCAGGAUAUCAGCUACAACAUCGCCAGUAGAUGAAACAAAUGCCACAGAUAUCAGUGAUGCUACGUCGGGGACAUCAGCUACAACAUCGCCAGUAGAUGAAACAAAUGUCACAGAUAGCGGUGAUGCUACGUCCGGGACAUCAGCUACAACAUCGCCAGUAGAUGAAACAAAUGCCACAGAUAGCGGUGAUGCUACGUCCGGGACAUCAGCUACAACAUCGCCAGUAGAUGAAACAAAUGUCACAGAUAGCGGUGAUGCUACGUCCGGGACAUCAGCUACAACAUCGCUAGUAGGUGAAACAAAUGCCACAGAUAUCAGUGAUACUACAUCUGGGACAUCAGCUACAACAUCACCAAUAGAUGAAACAAAUGCCACAGAUAUCAGUGAUACUACAUCUGGGACAUCAGCUACAACAUCACCAAUAGAUGAAACAAAUGCCACAGAUAUCAGUGAUACUACAUCUGGGACAUCAGCUACAACAUCGCCAGUAGAUAAAACAAAUGCCACAGAUAGCGGUGAUGCUACGUCCGGGACAUCAGCUACAACAUCGCCAGUAGAUGAAACAAAUGCCACAGAUAGCGGUGAUGCUACGUCCGGGACAUCAGCUACAACAUCGCCAGUAGAUGAAACAAAUGCCACAGAUAUCAGUGAUGCUACGUCCGGGACAUCAGCAACAACAUCGCCAGUAGAUGAAACAAAUGCAACAGAUACUAGUGAUGUUACAUCCGGGACAUCAGCAACAACAUCGCCAGUAGAUGAAACGAAUGCAACAGAUAUCAGUGAUGCUACGUUCGGGACAUCAGCUACAACAUCGCCAGUAGGUGAAACAAAUGCCACAGAUAUCAGUGAUGCUACGUCCGGGACAUUAGCUACAACAUCGCCAGCAGAUGAAACGAAUGCCACAGAUAUCAGUGAUGCUACGUCCGGGAUAUCAGCAACAACAUCACCAGUAGAUGAAACGAAUGCCACAGAUACCAGUGAUGUUUCAUCCGUGACACCAGCUACAGCAUCAUUAGUAGAUGAAACACGUACCAGUGAUCUUUUAUCCGCGACACCAGAUGUAACUGAGGAUGAUGAUAUUACAUCAUCAAACUAUGGAACACGUAGUGGCUAUUAUACAUCCGUGAGUGUAUCCAUGACAGCCAAGUUAGGAACAUCAGAUGUGACUAGUAGCGGCGAUGGUGCACUCAGUACUCUAGAAACCACACCACAGUUCGGGUUGUCAGAUGCAACUGACGCAAUGCCUGGCAGUAGUACAACCCAGGAUACAACAGAAGUGAAAACACCAGGCAUCACUGAUGUUUGGACUACGUCAUCCGAAAAUCAAACUGGUAGUGGGGAUGACACAUCUUUGACACCGGCAACCACAAUACUUGCAUCUGCUGUCAGUGAUAAUGAGACAGACUCUGUCACUGUUGACGAAACAACUGUACCAGCAUUUGGAAGUUGGAGUGGGGAUACAACAUCAAAUGAAACGAUAGAAACAAAACCAUCGCCUGCCACUACGAAAUAUCCCUGGACAUCAGAUGCAGUGGCUGGUUCUGGCUCUGUGUCUGGAAGCGGUACAAUAACACAGCCUGUACCAAGUUCAUCACUAGAUCAGAGUGGUAGCUCAUCUGGAGAAGAGGCGGCAGGAACUGUCUGGUCAACAUAUUCGCCAAGGAUAUCUUUUUCUGGUGACAUGUCAUCUGGCGUGACAGCUUCUGGGGAUUCUGGCAUUGUAUCAAGCAUACAAGACACAUCUUCAGGAUCUGGAGACCAUACAUUCACUGUGAAAUCAGACUUGACCCCUGAAACAGGCAUCACUUCAGAAGAAUACCCUGCCUCCAGCAAGAGUUCUUCAACAGUUAGUGGCGACAGUGUUAUGACAACGUCUCAAGGAAACACAGUCAUAACAGACUGGGGAUCAGGGCUGACCAAAGAAUACACUUCGGGUUCUGGGCAAUCAGCCAGCAUUGCAUUUCAAUAUUCCAGCCCAACACUUCUCCCAGCUACACACACUGUGGACUGGGGUGCCACAUCGCAUGAAUAUUCGUUUUCUGGAUUAGGUGACAAUGGUACUACUCCGGGGAUGACUGGCAGUGGUGAUGCUUCACCCACAGACUCAGACCUUCAAACAAAUGACACGUCUUUUGGUGAUAUUGGAAGUGGUGACAUUAUAACUCCAUCUACAUUCCAGGCAGAAUCUGACAUGUCAACAUUCACCGAAACCUUAAAAUCUGGUUCUUCGACUAAAGUACCACCGUCGUUUUCAACUCCGUCUGUGCGAACUCUGGAUCCUCAAAAGAGAACAAAGGAGUGGGAAAGGAAGACAGUUCCAUCGUCAGACCAGACGCCACCAGUGAGUGAAAUCAGUACUACUUUAGAGUCGGCCAUGUCGUGGCUCUUUGACAGCAUGUCCACCAUUUCUCCAGACCAUGUAACAAGUGAUUCGCAUACAGAUACAGAUGAUCCUUCAUCAUCCUGGUUUGGAACAACUCUUUCCACACUGUUCUCCACGGACGAUUCCAGCGAUUCGUAUUACACCGAUCAGGUAUCAGAUGGUAUGGAUGCUUCCACCACACCUACCACAGAACAAUCUUCGGACAUUUUCGAUUCCACUACGACUGAUUCAGAUACCGAUACUGUUUCUGUUACAAGCCCGCAGGUUGAAAGCCAGACUGGGUACUCCACUCCGGAAACGACGGUGACGAGUCUGAAACCACCUCUCAUCGCCACCAUCACGAUGAAAAGGACGCAGAAUACGAAAAAUCUGGAGUAUUAUUAUUCGCGCUACAAGAGUUACACCUCGGCAGCUGGAAUCCAGACCACGGCAGUGUAUCCCACCAGACGGUACACGAAGCCGAUUAUAGGAAGGAUCACCAGCCGAGUCACAGUGCGCAAGACCACGUCAUACAGAGACAACACACUGGUCGUGACUCCCAAGGGCGGGUCUCGACAAAACAGCAGCAACGCACCCACUGUGACCAUCACCGUGUACAGAGCUGUGAAAAAUGUCUACAACAUCAGCAGAACCGUCGUCCAGCAGACCUACUACAAGUCCAGACAGCUGUUGAGGGCCACUUUGACGAAAUUGGCCAACUUGUGGCGAAGGUGUGUCAAGGGCGCGGUUAACGUGGUGUAUGUGCCAUACAAAAGUGGGAUGCAGAAGUUCCGAGCAAAGAUGAGUAUUGUGUACAAAAAUAUACGGAAAGCGUAUGACUAUGGACGAAAGGUUUUGGGUCAUUAUUAUAAAUAUGUCAAGUCAAAAGUUUUAAGUUACUACACAUACCUGACAAACUAUUACAGACAUUACUAUAACUAUUACUACAACUAUGUCAAGGAGAUCAUCCGCGUCCGUUUCUGUCGUCUGUCAAAUUCGAUUGCAUUACGGACGGACGCAAAUGUGUAG
Molecule: messenger RNA, 5574 nt
Organism: Gigantopelta aegis
Lineage: Eukaryota; Metazoa; Mollusca; Gastropoda; Neomphalida; Peltospiridae
Product: mucin-17-like
Exons: 4
Coding region: 1-5574 (1857 amino acids)
Source: RefSeq, a predicted model, not a curated record